Messenger RNA from Lachancea thermotolerans CBS 6340, 1368 nucleotides. It is a transcript of the gene STE24, whose product is annotated as zinc metalloprotease. The coding region runs from base 1 to 1368 and encodes 455 amino acids. Gene Ontology annotation, biological process: CAAX-box protein processing. Gene Ontology annotation, molecular function: metalloendopeptidase activity. Lineage: Eukaryota; Fungi; Ascomycota; Saccharomycetes; Saccharomycetales; Saccharomycetaceae. The transcript has a single exon. The record is from RefSeq and is a predicted model, not a curated record. Gene Ontology annotation, cellular component: endoplasmic reticulum membrane.
AUGUCUCUUGUGGAAAGUAUUCAGAGGACGUUUGAUCGCCCAAAUAUGCCAUGGAAAUCCAUUGUAACUGCUUUCACGCUGGGCCAGUUCUGCUUCGAGACGUACGUGACGUUUCGUCAGUAUCGCACUUUGAGCAAGAAGCAGCUUCCUAAAGUACUGGAGGGCGAGAUUGAGGAGGAAACCAUGCAGAAGGCGGAGAAGUAUUCGCGAGCCAAAGCCAAGUUCUCCAUCUUCUCUGACGUUCUGGGUCUCCUGCAAAACCUUUGUAUUUUAAAGUUCGAUUUGUUGCCCCGCUUUUGGCACAUGGGUCAGGCGCUCGCGCAGAAGCUUCCGCUAAAAGUUGCUGCGGGCUCUACAAUUGGCCAGAGUUUGCUGUUCUUGACGGUGCUCACCAACAUCUCCUCCCUUCUAGACCUCCCACUCUCUUACUACCAGCACUUUGUCUUAGAAGAGAAGUUUGGCUUCAACAAGCUGACGCUGAAAUUGUGGAUCACUGACAAAAUCAAAGGCACUAUUCUGAGCGCUGCGAUCGGUUUGCCCUUGCUGUAUGCCUUCUUGAAAAUCUUCGACGCUUUCCCCACGAACUUCUUGUGGUACAUCUGCUCCUUCAUCCUGGCAGUGCAAGUUCUAGCAAUGGUGCUGGUACCUGUCUACAUUAUGCCACUUUUCAACAAGUUCACGCCACUUGAGGACGGCGAACUCAAGAGCUCGAUCGAGGCUCUGGCUAAGCGCGUGGGCUUUCCACUCGAUCAAAUUUUCGUGGUGGACGGCUCCAAGCGUUCAUCCCACUCCAACGCCUACUUCACUGGUCUGCCCUUCACUAGCAAACGUAUAGUUCUCUAUGAUACUCUGGUCAAGGACGCAUCGGUGGACGAGAUAACCGCCGUUUUGGCACAUGAGAUCGGCCACUGGCAAAAAAAUCACAUUCUGCGCAUGCUUGCGUUCAGCGAGGUGCACAUCUUUUUCAUUUUCUCUCUCUUCAGCGCUGCUUACCAAAACAAGUCGCUGUAUUCUGCAUUUGGCUUCUACGUGGGCAACAUUGCAUCAACUAAGCCCUCGAUCGUGGUCACCCCUCAGCUACCUAUUCUGAUUGGGUUUAUGCUGUUCAACGACCUGCUCCAGCCCCUAGACUGCGUCUUGAACUUCGGCAUCAACCUGUUUUCUAGACUGCAUGAGUACCAGGCAGACGCCUACGCUAAGAAGCUGGGCUACACCAAGGACCUUUGCCAUGCUCUAAUCAACCUGCAGGUCAAGAACCUGUCGACCAUGAACGUUGAUCCAUUGUACUCGAGCUAUCACUACUCGCACCCAACCUUGCCCGAGAGACUGGAGGCUUUGGACUACGCUACCGAGAAGAAGGAAAAAUAA